CAUCAUUUCACUAAAAAAAAAAAAAAGGAAAAACCAUCUUUUAGACCAAAACAAACAUUGGAUAGAAAUUUUAUUAGUAAAUGUAGUGAAUUAAAAGUAGCAUAAGAGGACAAAACUCCCCCACAAUGGGUAGAAAAAUAUUUGGUUGAAAAAGAUAAAGGAGGGGAUAGGGAAAAAAAAAAGUGCUUUUUUGUGGUGUAAUGACAUUAUAUUGAUGAGAGUUUCAAUAUACAAUAUUUAAAUUACUUGACCAAGUGAAUCACGCAUUCAAUCAAGUCCACAUGCAUCCAUUGCCUUUGUAUAUAAGUGCUUUGUUUCUGCACACAUUUUUGCAAAGAGCUUGGCAAAGAGAUCAGAUCAGCUGAUCAUAUAUUAAUUAGAGAUCAUAAUAACAAUAACAAUAAUAAUAAUAAUACUAGUAGUAGUAGUUAUUGUUGUUAUUCUUAUUAUUAUUAUUGAAGAGAUAGAACAAAUAAUUAUAAAUUGAGAAGAAGAAAAAAAGAAAGAAAGAAAGAAAGAAAGAGAUGGGAGGAGAAUGGAGAAGCUGUUAUUUGGACAUAAUAUUGGUUCCAUUAGGGUUUUUAAUAAGCAGUGGAUAUCAUGCAUGGCUUUGGCAUAGAGUUCGAACUCAGCCUUUCACUACUCUCAUUGGUAUCAACACUAAUGCUAGACGUUUUUGGAUCGCUUCCAUUUUACAGGAUAAUGAGAAGAAAAACAUCCUAGCCGUCCAAUCGUUAAGGAACACGAUAAUGGGAUGCACCCUAAUGGCCACCACUUCAAUUCUCCUCUGUACGGGCUUAGCGGCAGUAUUAAGUAGCACAUACAGCAUAAAAAAGCCCUUGAACGACGCCGUUUAUGGCGCACACGGCGAUUUCAUGUUAGGCCUUAAAUACGUUACUUUACUCACUCUCUUCCUCUUCUCUUUCUUUUGCCAUUCCCUCUCUAUCAGAUUCAUCAAUCAGGUCAAUAUUCUCAUCAACAUUCCCCCCGGCGCCGCCUCCAUAACCACCAAUUACAUCUCCGAUCUCCUUGAUAAAGGAUUCAUUCUCAACACCGUCGGCAACCGCCUCUUCUACGCUGCCCUCCCCAUGCUCCUUUGGAUUUUUGGCCCUGUUUUGGUCUUCGUUUGCUCUGUUUCUAUGGUGCCCGUGCUUUAUAAUCUCGACGUGGUUUGUUCUGACGCUACUGGAAAACAGAAGACGACGAUCGUCGCCGGUGGGGGUAAUGGCGAGCUCAGUAAUGUUUAGGAAUUGGUUUUUGUUAUGGAUAAUGUUUGUAUGUAAAUUGAAUGGUGCACUGAAAUUUGGUGGUGGGGUUUGUGAUUUUAGGGUUUGGAAUGGAGUUUUGAAUGGGAAGAAUAAUCAAAAGUGCAAACGUCUCUCAUUUUUCA
Messenger RNA from Cucumis melo (muskmelon), 1390 nucleotides. RefSeq lists its product as uncharacterized. The record is from RefSeq and is a predicted model, not a curated record. Bases 525 to 1247 code for a protein of 240 amino acids. NCBI's taxonomy places the organism in Eukaryota, Viridiplantae, Streptophyta, Magnoliopsida, Cucurbitales, Cucurbitaceae. The transcript has 2 exons.